Messenger RNA from Diabrotica virgifera virgifera (western corn rootworm), 3505 nucleotides. Its product is annotated as zinc finger protein OZF-like. Bases 123 to 1538 code for a protein of 471 amino acids. The transcript has 2 exons. The record is from RefSeq and is a predicted model, not a curated record. Gene Ontology annotation, molecular function: DNA-binding transcription factor activity; RNA polymerase II cis-regulatory region sequence-specific DNA binding. NCBI's taxonomy places the organism in Eukaryota, Metazoa, Arthropoda, Insecta, Coleoptera, Chrysomelidae. Gene Ontology annotation, biological process: regulation of transcription by RNA polymerase II.
CUGUACUAGAAACCAACGACAGUUCGACUUGACACUGACAGGUGUUUUUGGCAUUUCUUUUGUUGAAUGAAUUUUAAUAAACAAAACCAAAGUUUAGUUUUAGUUGUUCAGUUUCAACAAAUAUGGAAGUAGAACAAGAAACUACGUGUCAAGCAGAGAUGGAUUAUAAUGCUGUUGAGGAAGACCCUUUGAAUAUUUGUAAAGUUGAAAUUAAGGAGGAGCCCCAAAAGGAACAUAAACAGGAUAUAUUUGAUUAUGUAGUCUUAAAGAAAACUACCAAGAAGACUGAAAUAGAACAAGGGAAACAUAAACUUACACCAUGUAAAAAAAGACAAACAAAUCCAAGGGGCAUUCCCCCAGAGAACACAUUGGAGAGUAUGAAAACAACACCCGUACACACAUCUAAUAAAGAACAACAUGUGCAACCUGUUGAAGAAAAUACAUGCGCAAUUUGUGAUAAGCAGUUUGCCCACAAAAGUUCAUUAAAUAAACACAAGAAAAUUCAUACUAGAGAAACGAUUCAUAAGUGUAAAAUUUGUUUUAAGCAAUUUAGAGAAAAGGCAAGUUUAAAAAUCCAUUUGAAACUGCACACUGUAGAAACACCUUACAAGUGCAAAAUUUGUUUUACGGAGUUUAGCCAAAAAAGUACUCUGAAAACACAUAUGGUAGUACACACUGGGGAAAAACCGCACCAGCGUGAUAUUUGUCUGAAAAAGUUUGAUCAAAAAGUGAGUUUAAAUGAAUACAGAAGCAUUCACACUGUAGAAAAACAAUACAAGUGUGAAAUUUGUUCUAAGCAAUUUAGUCAAGCAGGAACUUUAAAAAGACAUAAAACAGUACACACUGGGGAAAAGCCUUUUCAGUGCGAAAUUUGUCUUAAAAAGUUUGUUCGAGAAAGUAAUUUAAAUGAACACAGAAACAUUCAUACUGGAGAAAAACCAUACAAGUGUGAAAUUUGUUUUAAGCAGUUUAGCCAAAAAAGUACUUUAGACAAACAUCUGAGACUCCAUACUGGAGAAACGCCUUAUAAGUGCGAAAUUUGUUCUAAACAGUUUAGCCAAAAAAGUUCUUUGGAAAAUCAUAUGAGACUGCACACUAGAGAAACCCCUUACAAGUGUGAAAUUUGUUUUAAGCAGUUUGCAAUAAAAAGUAAUUUAAAAACACAUUUGAGAGUACACACUAAAGAAAAACCUUACCAGUGUAAAAUUUGUUUAAAAAAGUUUGCUCGAAAAGAUAGUUUAAAUGAACACACAAACAUUCACACUAUAGAAAAGCCAUACAAGUGUGAAAUUUGUUCUAGGCAGUUUAGCCAAAAAAGGACUUUGGAAAAACAUGUGAGAGUGCACACUGGAGAAACGCCUUACAAGUGUGAAAUUUGUUUGAAGGAAUUUGCACUCAAAGGUAAUUUAAAAACACAUUUUAGAAUGCACACUGGAGAGAAACCUUACCAGUGUCAAAUUUGUUUAAAAACGUUUGCUCGAAAAGAUAGUUUAAAUAAACACAAACAUCCAAACUAUAUAAAAAUCAUACAAGUGUGAAAUUUGUCUUAAGUCGUUUUCUGAACUAGAUUACAUGAAUCAAUAUGAUGUUGCAUUCUGGAGAAAAAUCUUAAGAGGAUGACAUACACGCGAGUAAGUACGCGGACUUAUGUCUCGACGACCUUUUUCGCACGUGUGUCACCGUAAGUACGCGUACUUUAAGUUUGAUGAGUUAGUUCGUCGUGAUAUAGAGAUCUCGAAAUACAAAUAAGGAGAUAAUGGAAAAUGGAAAGUACCAGACAAUACCUAUUAUUCUUUCUACUACUGGAGUCAUUCCGAAGAACCUCAUAGUAAACAUCAAAAAGCUGGAUCUAAAUGAACAUCUUUACAGGACUAUGCAGAAAGCUGUGCUACUCUAGACGUCCAGAUAAGUACGAAAAUUUUUGGGAGAUACUCCGGCGUAUCAAGUUACCUAGGGCUCGAUAACACGGAAAGAGUCCCACCAGAGCUCAAUCCUUUUGAUACCCGAGGUAUCUGGGAUGAGUAAAUUUUCCCCUUAGAGGGAGUGUGGGCCGAAUGGCUAAAUCUAAAUAAUAUUUUAUUUCCUUUUUGACAAACAGUAUUUGUAUAGGAUUAGUCAGUACAAAAAAUUAAUAAAUGUAAAAUUUCGCCAAACUUAAAAUUUCACAUUUUUUACUCUACAACACCAAUCCCACCCACUACGCAUGCGUAAAAUUGGUGUGUCGUUUCAUUUACGCCAACCUCAUGCGCAUGAUCUAUCUUAUCAAGAUUUUACUUAUGCCACACUUUGUGGCUUGCGCAAGUGAACAAUUUUCAUGUUCACGCACCAAUUUGCUUGUAUAAAUUGACAUGCACAAGUAAAUUUUCAUGAAAACGAAGUUUUAAACAAUUUAGAGAGUACACACUCGGGAAAAACCUUAUCAUUGCGAAAUUUAUCAUAAAAAGUUUGUUCGAGAAAGUAAUUUAAAUGAACACAGAAACAUUCAUACUGGAGAAAAACCAUACAAGUGUAAAAUUUGUUCUAAGCAGUUAAGCCAAAAAAGUACUUUAGACAAGCAUCUGAGACUCCAUACUGGAGAAACGCCUUAAAAGUGCGAAAUUUGUUCUAAGCAGUUUAACCACAAAAGUUCUUUGGAAAAUCAUAUGAGACUGCACACUAGAGAAACCCCUUACAAGUGUGAAAUUUGUUUUAAGCAGUUUGCAAUCAAAAGUAAUUUAAAAACACAUUUGAGAGUACACACUAAAGAAAAACCUUACCACUGUAAAAUUUGUUUAAAAAAGUUUGCUCGAAAAGAUAGUUUAAAUGAACACACAAGCAUUCACACUAUAGAAAAACCAUACAAGUGUGAAAUUUGUUUUAGGCAGUUUAACCAAAAAAGAACUUUGGAAAAACAUGUAAGAGUGCACUCUCGAUAAACGCCUUACAAGUGGGAAAUUUGUUUUAAGUAAUUUGCACUCAAAGGUAACGUAAAAACACAUUUUAGAAUGCAUACUGGAGAGAGAUCUUAUCAGUGUCAAAUUUAUUUAAAAACGUUUGCUCGAAAAAUAGUCUAAAUAAACACAAACAUUCAAACUAUAUAAAAAUCAUAUACGUGUAAACUUUUGUUUUAAGUCGUUUUCUAAACUAGGCCAUAUGAAUCAAUAUGAGGUUGCAUUCUGAGGAAAAAUCUUGCAAGUUGCAAGUAGGUACUGUAACUGGUCCAAGGAUGGAAUGUCUUCAGUGUGUACCCCUUUGACAGGAGCUUUACCUCAUGAAGUUGAAACCAUACAGAUUCUUUCAGCUUCAUGCUCAUACUAUAACCUUUAUCAUGUCAACUCCGCUAAAAAUGCACACAACUGGCUGGAUUCGAUUUUUAUGGACGAUGGCGAAGCUAAGAUAUCAACAGCAGAUGUAGUUCUACUUACUUUGUAUUGUAGCGGAAGAGAAAUCUUGGCCGAUCCCCGUAUAACAGUAAACACCUCGAGAAUGACGUAAUCGGAUGUGCUAGGCCUCGCCGGAGAAUUCU